AUGGGAAGAAACAACUCUUACGUUGCCGCCUCAUGUCUUUAUACAAUUUGUAGAAGGGAAAAGUCACCCGUGAUGCUAAUCGACUUUAGUGAUAUCCUACAGACCCCUGUAAAGCCCUUAGGAAAAACAUUUCUGAAGCUGUUGAGAUUGCUUCAUAUAAGUGUACCUAACAUAGACCCUUCUUUAUAUUUAGAGCGUUUUGCUCACAAAUUGAAUCUUAAAAAUGCCAUAUAUAAAGUUACGUACACAGGGAUAAAGCUUAUUCAAGCCAUGACAAGGGACUGGAUUUGUACUGGAAGAAGACCUACAGGGUUAUGUGGUGCCGCCUUGCUAAUUUCUACCAGAAUGCAUGGCAUUUUUGUUCAUUCAAAUACUAUUGCUAAUAUUGUGAGGAUAUCCAACCCUACUAUCAUUAAGAGACUUUCUGAAUUUAAAAAUACGAGUACAGCUAAAAUGAAGGUUUCCGAUUUUGACCGAAUUCGCUUGAAUGAUCUUCCAUCCAAUUCACUACCUCCUUGUGUCAUUGCCUCAAAUAAAAAAAAACUCAAACAGGACAUGCUAAGGAAUAAUCAAACAGUAUCUCUUUGUGAUAGCGAGGACAUUUUCAGCACUGCUGGAAGUGCAAAAUCGGCAAAAGAUUCAACAGGCCAACUGCUAUCUAAUGAAACCUUCUCCCCCAAUGGUAAUGAAGACACCUUAUCCUUGUGUAACACCAUGAAUAUAACAAAUGAGUACGAUGCGAAUAAUGUGUUGUCAUACAAAAAUUUGAAUCUCCUGGAUAGCCGCUCCUCCUGUAAUGGGAUGGAGGACGUCACCACCACGGAGUGCAGUGUAAAUGGAGGUAGCGCAAGUAAAAUUGGCCGCUCGAGCGAGUUGAAUAGCACCAUAAGUAGCUGCCUUCCAAGUGGAAGUACACAUGGAGGAAGCCAAACAGGGGAUGAUGGAGAAACCCUAACGAACAGUGCAACUAUAAAUGUGGAAGAAAUAUGCAAUGAGAAUCCAGAAGGAAAUGAUUUAGAUCAACUAGCCAAAAAAAUUAUCAACACGAUAGAUGUAGAGAAGCAAUCUAGCAUCCUGAAGGUCGACGUUUCUUCCUUCCAUAUGAAUAAUUCACAAUGUGAUGGCAGCGAUUCCGCUGAGGGAAGUGAAAAGGAGAAACUUCCAUUUUCUCACAGUGAGAACGGAAGACAUGUUAAAAAGGAGAAUGGUCUGUCUGACAAUCCUCCAACCAAAUCAAGUGUAUCCAUCGCGAGUAUAAAUCAUUUGUCCGAUUUGGACUCCUGCCUAACCACCCCUAUGGGUAGCGCCAAGGAGUUGACACAAUCCAAUGGUACAUGUCACAAUGGGAGUUCCUCCCCCGUAAGUAUUGAAAAGCACAACGCAUCAGGGCUUAUCUCUGCUGAUCAUAAGAACGAUUCGCUCUGCAAAAAGGGAGCGCUGCUUAAUGGGGACGAGAUGGAGGAGGGAAUGGACAACCUAAACAAUGAACACGUAACGGCAUACAAUAGCGCACUUAAAGAAACCCUAAACUCGGAACUAAGCCACCUCCUGAACGAAGUAGAUGAUUUCAAUAUCUUACAAUAUGCUAAUAAUGCAGAAGAGAACAAGAGGAGCAAUAAAACAAAUGAUAUGCACAAAGAUGAUUUAAACCAUGUUAGUAGUAUCCUCUCCGAUUUUAAUUAUUUCUUCGAAAAUAAUUCCAACACUGUAGAAAGUCAAACACCCAACGUUGCAGACAUCCCCUCAGAUGCAUCCAUUGAACAAUUCAAUGAAUCGCUGUCCGAGUUCUAUGAUAGCGAAAUUGAAAAUAUUAUUUUGUCUGAAAAGGAAAGAAGACGGAAAAUGCUCAUAUGGGAUGACAUGAUGAGGAGUUAUUUUCCACAGUACUACAAGCAGCUUAAAAAAGAGAAGAAGAAGAAAAGGUCUUCAUAUCAUCCUCACCGUGUGGUUGAAGAUAAGAGUAAAAAAAAAAAAAUAAUGGAAAAUGACCACCCGUUGGAAGAACAAACAGCAGGAGAUUCGGUCAUAAUGGCUUUAGAAAAAUCAGACAAAAGCAUGUCAACCAAAAUGAACUAUGAUGUACUCAAGUCCCUUUUUUCGUCCUGA
Plasmodium fragile is the source of this 2106-nucleotide messenger RNA. RefSeq lists its product as uncharacterized. Gene Ontology annotation, cellular component: transcription factor TFIIIB complex; transcription preinitiation complex; nucleus. Lineage: Eukaryota; Apicomplexa; Aconoidasida; Haemosporida; Plasmodiidae. The coding region runs from base 1 to 2106 and encodes 701 amino acids. Gene Ontology annotation, biological process: DNA-templated transcription initiation; transcription by RNA polymerase III; transcription preinitiation complex assembly. The record is from RefSeq and is a predicted model, not a curated record. Gene Ontology annotation, molecular function: TBP-class protein binding; RNA polymerase III type 3 promoter sequence-specific DNA binding; RNA polymerase III general transcription initiation factor activity. The transcript has a single exon.